UACAUCGGAUUGGAAUCAAGCGAGGGAGAGUCCGACACACCCACGCCACGAUCUUUCCGCGGCAGCAAUCAAAGAGAGAGGAGAGGCAAAGAGGCAAAGAAGAAAAAAAAAUGCCCCCCGCCAGUUCAUCCUUCACAGCGUUGAAUCUGCCAUCGACGUUCUCGCUCCCACCAUGCAUGGACUACUUCACGCUCACCGCCGGUCCGAACACGGAUCUCUGGCGCAAACCCCCGAACCGCGACACCGCGACGGCCCCCAUCGUCUUCACCUCCCUGCGGAACCCGUUCGUAGUCGCUGAGGUCACCGUCACCGCCGACUGUGAAAUGGAAUGGGACCAGGGCGGCCUGGUCAUCUUCGCCGGCGCCGCCCCGCAGUCCUUCCCCCCGGACAGCAGCGUCCCCAGAUCCUCCUCCUCCUCCUCUUCCUCCUUCUCCUCCCAGCGGCCCUGUAAAUGGGUCAAAGCCGGCAUGGAGUUCUGCUCCGGCGUCGUCAACGCCUCGUCCGUCAGCGCCACCGCCGACGGCGCAGACUGGUGUCUCUCCCCCCUGGCUGUCCCGGAUCGAGGCCCCGCCGCCGUCCAUUCCCUCCGCAUCAAGCUCGAGCGCAUUGGCCAUUCCCUCUGGAUCUGGUACCAGGUUCCCUCGGCCGUGCCGUUUGCCAUGUCCCCCGGCGCCGUCAGCAGUUCGUGGAAGAAGCUGCGCGAGGUCACUUGGUUCUUCUAUGGCGUGGAGGAUAAGUUCGUCCACGUGGGCGUCUAUGCGAGUCGGCCGCAUAGUUUGUCCCGCACGGGGACCAUGUUCGGGAUGAUGAAUGGGUCGGCGGCGGAUGGGUCGGCGGAUGGGUUGAUGGUUGAGUUUGAGGAUUUGGAGAUUCUCUGAUGGGAUUGUGGUUGUUUCUUUCAAUUUGGGGGUUUUCUUUCUGGUUUGUUUUGGAUUGGGUUGGGUUGGGUUGGACAGGAUAUCACGAGUCGAUGACUUUGCUUGCUUUCUUGCUUGGUUUGGUGCUUUCUCUUACCUACUUUAUAUCAUUUUACUUUUCCUACUAGUUACUGCUUCUUGGGUUGGGUUGGGUUGGGUUGGGUAAUCGGCUGGUGCAUUGUGAUGGCGAGCUUGGAGCUGUGGUUAGAUUGACCUUGGGGGUUUCUGCCAGAAGAUGGUCUGUCUGCUUGAUAUUCUUGAGAUUGAGAUUGGUGCUUUUGUUGGUUCUUGGUCUAUGAUCGGUAAUUCUUAAUUGAUGGGUUGAUGGGUUGAUGGGUUGUCGGAGCUGUUGGGGUUGUUGUUGAGUAGUAUCUAAUUCUACUUUCUAUCGAUUGGGGAUUUUCACGGAUCUACUUCUUGGGAAGAUCGGGCUUUCUAUAUUCCAU
Aspergillus heteromorphus CBS 117.55 is the source of this 1363-nucleotide messenger RNA. RefSeq lists its product as uncharacterized. The coding region runs from base 111 to 878 and encodes 255 amino acids. The transcript has a single exon. Lineage: Eukaryota; Fungi; Ascomycota; Eurotiomycetes; Eurotiales; Aspergillaceae. The record is from RefSeq and is a predicted model, not a curated record.